UCAGCCGGACCGUAGAACCCCGCCUGCUCGGGGGCGGGGCUGGACGAAGGGGUGGGGCUGCGCCCCGUCGGGGUGUGGGCUGUGGAACCUCAGAACCCCGGCGACUCGGGGCUGGGGCGCGCGUCUCCCGGCGCGGGGUUCCUCCCACGCAGCCUCCCAUUCAAAAGAUGCCGAAGGGGCGGCGCGGCGGCCAGAGCCCAACCAUGAGCCAGCGGCCUGCUCCGCCCCUCUACUUCCCGUCCCUCUACGAUCGCGGCGUCUCCUCGUCUCCGCUCAGCGAUUUUAACAUCUGGAAGAAGCUCUUCGUGCCGCUGAAGGCUGGCGGGGCGGCGGCCGGGGGGCGGCCCCUCCCUCAGGCGCCCCUGCCGCCGCCACCCGGCCUGGGGCCCCCAGGCGAGCGCCCCUGGCCCCCGCCCUGGCCUUCCGGCCUGGCCUCCAUACCCUACGAGCCUCUGCGCUUCUUCUACUCGCCACAGCCGGGGCCCGAGGUGGCUGCCUCGCCCCUGGCUCCCUGCCCCACCACACCCCGGCUCGCCUCCGCCUCCCACCCCGAGGAGCUAUGCGAGCUGGAGAUCCGGAUUAAGGAGCUGGAGCUGCUCACCAUCACUGGGGACGGUUUCGACUCCCAGCGCUAUAAAUUCUUGAAGGCACUGAAAGAUGAAAAGUUACAAGGACUGAAGACGAGGCAGCCUGGAAAGAAGUCGGCCUCUCCCUCCUGAGGAGCUGCCUCCCCGGAGCCAGGGACGCCGCCUCCUUAGGUGUUAGUGCUUAGAUAAUGUGUCCCAUUUGUUGUCAUUUCAAAGACCGUUAUUUUCUGUUCUGUAUUUAACUGCUGUUCUCAUUGCUCCCAGCAUUUUCUCCACAUACAGUGCCCACUUGUGUGGUAAAUCUCA
Hyaena hyaena (striped hyena) is the source of this 893-nucleotide messenger RNA. It is a transcript of the gene CUNH11orf91, whose product is annotated as chromosome unknown C11orf91 homolog. The record is from RefSeq and is a predicted model, not a curated record. The transcript is spliced from 2 exons. NCBI's taxonomy places the organism in Eukaryota, Metazoa, Chordata, Mammalia, Carnivora, Hyaenidae. Bases 168 to 719 code for a protein of 183 amino acids.